Molecule: messenger RNA, 3504 nt
Organism: Colletotrichum karsti
Lineage: Eukaryota; Fungi; Ascomycota; Sordariomycetes; Glomerellales; Glomerellaceae
Exons: 4
Coding region: 1-3504 (1167 amino acids)
Biological process (GO): regulation of transcription by RNA polymerase II
Molecular function (GO): DNA-binding transcription activator activity, RNA polymerase II-specific; zinc ion binding
Source: RefSeq, a predicted model, not a curated record
AUGAACCGCCGUGCCCACAAGAAGUCGCGGAAUGGCUGCGUUGAAUGCAAACGGCGACACAUCAAGUGCGAUGAGACCCGGCCAACGUGCAAGAACUGCGCCAUCAUCGAAAGGCAAUGCGUGUACCGGACUCCUCCGCCUCCGGUGGUGUCCAUCGGCGAGGACUGCCCCGGGGACGCCUUCAGAUCGGGGCCGAGCACCCCGUCAAGGGACUCCGGUUGCUCUCCGCACGAUGAUCUCAAGGGACCCGGGGCUUCCUCAUCUAACCCGGCCCGGGCUUCGGCGCUGGCGCAUUCGGAUAUGCCACUCCAACCUUCCGGGCCUCAGGUGAACAUGGACCACAUGGAGUUUCUUUUCAACUUCCGCGGUGACCUGAUUGUUCCCGAGAUGAGUGAGAGCCUCCGCCAACAGGCGACCGAACUUACCGUCAAAGCCGGCAUAGACGCACCAUAUCUCAUGCAUGAGAUACUGUCGUUCUCGGCCAUGCACCUUUCUCACACCAGACUCGACAGGAAACAGUACUACGUGGAGCAGGCCGUCCAGCUGCAAAAUGAGGCCAUUUCCAUCUUCAACACUACCAAACCAGACAUCAACGACUCGACGUGCGUGGCAAUAGCUAUGUUCUCCUCCAUGCUCGGCCGACACCUCUGCAUCGACGCUCUUGCCAACAGCAGUUCCGGGCUGGACGCCUUCCUCGACAGCUACCUGAACUUCGCUCGCCUCCGCCAACGCGGAGCGUCCGUCCUGAAGGCCGCCAGGCCCGAGCUCGAGGGCUCUGAACUCCGCCCAUUUCUUACCUGGGGCCCGGGAGAAGACGAGCUUGUGGGAAGGGGCCGUGAUUGCGACGCCCUGCAGGGCUUGGUUUCCUCUUCCAACCUCGAUGCGGCGUCCAAGGAGGCCUGUAGACGUGCUGUCGAGCUGGUACAGGUCGCAUACGAUAAUUGGGAGAGACGCUCGAGGGAGCGACUGGUCCAGAUGGUCUUUACGUGGGCGUUCUUCGUCCCGGAAGAGUUUAUCGAGAUGUUGAGCCAGCGGAGACCGGAGGCUGCCGCCGUGUUGGGGAACCACGCUGUUAUUCUACAUCUAGUGAGAGAGCUGUGGCAGGUCGGCGGUUCCGGGGCCAAUUUGCUGCGGGUUAUCACGGAGUACCUUGGCCCGGAGUGGAAUGACAAAAAAACCGCCAAAUUCGACCAGAAUCACGAACAGCUCUACAGCAUGACGCCGCCUCGCCGUCGUUCGGCCCGGUUGGCCAGCGCGACAAACACGCCCAAGCCCAAGGCCAAACAGACUCUCUCUUCCGUCGUCGAGCGCGACGACACUCCUCCUUCCAAGAACGUCGCAGAGAGCUUGAACGCCCUCGUCGUCCCCAAUCACGAUCCCGCCACGCCUUCCUCCUCCACUCAACUGAAGGCUCCUCUGUCGGAGAUGCACCCGAGCAAAGUCCACCCUACAGUCGCACCUCCCUCCGCUACCUGGCUCGGCUUCAGAGACAUGAAGCCCGCCGACAAGACCAACGAUACUCAGGCGACACCGUCCAAGACGAAUGGUGUGCCCGAGUCACCCUUCACCUUCCGCGUUACCCAGCCCGCCGGAGAUAGCGGUUUGAGUAACGAUGCUCAGCAAAUGAUGAACGAGCUGCGCGAAGAAGCUGCUCGAAUCAAGGCUGAAUUGCUCGCCAAGCGCGAACUCGAGAGGGAGGACGAAGAGCUCAAUGGACGAAAGAUUGCCAAGGCUAAGGGCAAGUCGGGUCGCUUCAGCUCCGCACACAUGGCCGAGUUCAAGAAGAUGGACUCUAUCGAAGGUCAUGCUUCAGCCUUCAGAGCCCAGCCGGGCCGUGUCACCCCCCACAAGAGCUCUCUCAAACGUUCUCAGUCCAAGGCCAACUUGGACGAUACCCCUACUCACCCCAAGUCCAGCCUGAAGCGCUCCCCCUCCAAGGCCAACCUCGAGGACACCCCCACCCACCCCAAGUCAAUUUUGAAGCAGCCGUCCAAGCCGAACCUGCUUGCGGCUGGCACUCCCAGUCAGAAAAGCCUUAAGCGGUCUCCCUCCAAGGCCAACUUGGACGACGCAAGCUCGAACGGCACCCUCAAGGCUUCGACUGGACACGCUCCCAGAGCUCGUAUCUUCGCCAACCUCGAGCCUCCAUCGUCCGUCAAGCGUGUUCGUCAGCGCUUCGAGGAUGAUGCCUCGACCGCCCGGCCUGUCUCUCGUGACGGUAGCUCUCUUCCGCGUCCUAAGUCCAGCGGAAACGACGCCCCGACUGGAUCUGCGCCUGCGGCUACACCUUCAACUGGUCUCCGAUCCCAGCCUAGCUUGGCUUCCUUGACCAACCCCACCAAGUCUUCCCUUGCUCGCGCUGCUGGCAGCAAGAUGCCUCUGCCUAGCUCGCUGGCCAAGUCUCCCAGCAAGCCCGACCUCAGAAGUCUUGCCCAGUCCUCUUCUAAGCCUGAGCCUGGCAGCCUUCGAAAGUCGCCUUCUAAGCCCGAGCUUGGAAGUCUUCGGAGAUCGCCUUCCAAACCUGAGCUGGGCAACCUCACAAGGUCUGUCACCACCAACAAUCUGGGUGCGUUGGAGAAGACGGCCGAGCUGAAACGCCGGAUUGUGAGCCCUGGUCGAUUCGAAAGAGUCAAGUCAAUUUUGCGCGGUGGAAAAGGCGCCUUUGAUAAGGCCAAGACUGCCCUUCCUCAGCCUGCUGCCGGCGUCUCUCAGACUCCCGCUCCUCAGGUUGUCGAGAAGGCGCUGCCUGCCGUUCCUUUCACCACUCCUCGGCGCAAGCUAUUUAAGAGAGUUGACUUCACCCCGGAUACUGACCGUGCCAUUGACGCUCCGAACACUGUCGCUCACAAAGCCUUUUCUACCAUCAGCCCCGGACGCAAGCAAGGCGAGGUACAGUAUCCGAACCUCGACGCUGUUCUUGGAAACGUCACGCAGCGAGAGGAGAGCGACGGCUUGUAUCCCGACUUGACUGUUGAGAGCCCGACUACGAAGGCAGCCGAGACUAGCAGCGUCUUGCCUCCGACCGUUCCGGGCACCUUCACCUUCCGCAGCGACCAUACCAUUCGAUUUGCUAGUGCCUCUCCUACUGGCUUUGGCUCGACUGCAGGUCAAUCCAGCGUCCGCCACGUGCGCAGAUCGCUUGACAUGCCCGGUAGCUUCCCUACCAGCUCCGACACCCUCUCCAACAAAGAGAACCGGUCUCCCAUGCAACUUCUCGCUGGAAAGCCCCAUGGAAUGACCCACAAGAAGCGCGCUCGAGCCAAAGAGGAAGAGGGAGACCUUGAAGAGGCUUCAGGCGAGAGAGCAGGCAAGAGACGUAAGGCUGAGCCUGUUCCUGAGGGAGACGCUCUGCUCGCUCCCAGACUCAUGGGAGCUACCCCCAAUACCAUCGGAAAGAAGCCUCAAACUCCUCGAACCUUCGCUUCGCCAAGCCCUACCAAGAAGCGUGCGGGCAUGAGCCUGAGCCGGCUCAACAUGCUUGCAAAGCCGAAGAUGCGCAACUAA